GUCCUUCUCCUCCUCGUAACCCCAUUCGUCCAUUUGUAACUGAGGCUGAGCUGAUACCGAUACUGGAUGGACAUCCGGUCAUUGCUCCCACUGUCAACCAGUUUAGAGCAAUAGAUACCCUGGGCGAUGAGGCUUCUGAAGGUGUGGCUACCAUUUCCCCCAAGGCCGAAUCUCCUCCUGAGUUGUCAGAGUGGCAAAAACACACCGUCAAGAAGAGGAAAGCCGUGGAGAUUAGUGAAUCCAAUCAAGGCGAGGAAGUGAUUUCUCCUUUUUGCCCUGUUCUGAAGGCCAAAGGCAGAAGGAUUACCAUGAAAAACUUUGUUGUGGUUGAUGUGAAUGUUGUCGUUGGCAAAGCCAAGGGAGUGAUCCUUCCUCUGGAUCUCGUUGUCAUGCCCUAA
Molecule: messenger RNA, 398 nt
Organism: Ilex paraguariensis (yerba mate)
Lineage: Eukaryota; Viridiplantae; Streptophyta; Magnoliopsida; Aquifoliales; Aquifoliaceae
Source: the annotation of a GenBank genome assembly